CUGCCUGCAAUACACACAUUUGAUUGGCUGAGUAGCAUCACGUGGGAUGGCUUAACUCGCAUGUAAUUGGUCGGAGAGUUUCCUGAACGCUAAACCGGUGCCGGCAAAACGAGAAAAGCUGCGCCGGUUAAAAAACAAACACCCGUCAACACUGAAAAUCCCUCAAUAAUUUAUUGAUUAUAGGUCCGGUUCGGAUAGGUUGGCGUCUGGGUCCGGACUCGGACCACGGUCCGCCAGUUAGUGACCCCUGGUAUGUCCACUUAUUGUCGCACUAUAUCACUAAGCGGCGGAGGAGAGUUGGAAAGUUGUGUCAGUAGUGCAGCUGUGGGCGUCACACCUCAGGCUCAGCUCUUCACGUUCCCAUUUCUCCUCACUCAGGACGCAUCAUGGCACAGCUCCGGGUCUGCGCGCUUCUCCUCCUCCUCAUCAUCACCAUCGCUGUAAAGUGUGAUUCGGGGAUAUCCACUACAUUAGGAGACUCUGUCAAACUGACUGCGAGUAAAAACUGCACCGGUGUCACAGAAUCCAAACUUAUGACUGGCGAUAUCACUGUGCCUGUGGCAAAGCUUGUUAACGGGACCUGGAUGGCGCAACCAGGUUACGAGGGCCGAAUUAAACACCAUUCAACGUGUUCUCUCGUCUUAACCCAGUUGAACUAUAACGACAACGGAUUGUUUGAGUUCUUCUGCGGCGGCUCAGUUGUGACUUUGACCCAGCUGGAGGUGGUUGUAUCCUACAAGUCUGUGCCCGAGGGAGGACAAGCCACUCUUCCCUGUCAUUCAUUGACUGCACGGAGACCUGCCCAGCUUAUAAGAUGGGAAAAAGACGGAGCGCUUGUGAUCGAGUGGGACCCUUCCUCCGGGGGGAUCAGGUAUGGCGCGGGCUUUAAGGGGAACGUGUCCAUAUCACCUGAGCGGUACUUGAGUGGAGACAUCUCGCUGACUUUGGCGCGGGCUCAGCCGGAGGACCAAGCCGUUUACUGGUGUUACACCCAAGAGAAAGAUGGAAGGAAGCAGCGGGGAAAUCCUGCUGCUGUGAGGCUGAUCAUCGAGAGACCCCCAGACCAGAUCCUCUCCACCCCCCCGCAUCCCCCCUCUUCACAGACCCCCUCAGAGAUGGGAGAUUGGACCAAUGUUGGAAUAGCAGCUGGCGGGAUUUCCAUCGCAUUAAUAUUCUUUUUCUGUGGCUGGGGGGCCAGAUCCUACCGAUUGAAUGGGUCACCUUGUGGCGGAUCAGAUGUGGAGACACCCUCUAACAGCAACAAGUUGAGCCUCAUCCUCGAGUAUAAGAGGGGAACAGAUGAUUGAGUUUUGAUCUGAACUUCACCUCUGGCCCGGAGGGAAGACUUUUGUUCUUUAUGAAAAUGAGUGUUUUUAAAUGAGUGUGUGCUGAACAGACUGAAUAUUUUUAUUAUGUGAAUGUAACUUAAAUGUGAUUGUUUGCCGGUACAUCCGUCACGAUGAAUUAUAUUUAAUACAUCUGUAAAGUAAAGCUGAUAAUAAAUAUACAUGUUUCCCUCCUGAAA
Cottoperca gobio is the source of this 1525-nucleotide messenger RNA. RefSeq lists its product as uncharacterized. The transcript has 2 exons. Lineage: Eukaryota; Metazoa; Chordata; Actinopteri; Perciformes; Bovichtidae. Bases 387 to 1307 code for a protein of 306 amino acids. The record is from RefSeq and is a predicted model, not a curated record.